Thelazia callipaeda (thelaziosis nematode) is the source of this 297-nucleotide messenger RNA. Lineage: Eukaryota; Metazoa; Nematoda; Chromadorea; Rhabditida; Thelaziidae. The record is from the annotation of a GenBank genome assembly.
AUGUUGUUUGCAAAGAAUUGGCAGGUAGCUCGAGGAUUCAAUCAUGUUGGGAAAGAUAUGCUGAUCUCUGGAAUCACGGGCCAGCAGCUGUGUGCUUAUAUUUAUUUCGGUCCGAUAUAUGACCAGAAAUUGAAGCAUAUGGUUUUGGAUAAGAUGCCCGUGAAAGCUAGAGGACCAAGGUAUAUGGUGGAUGUCUGCUCUCAAUGUGGUUUAAUUGGUUACAAAGUUUGGUGUCAAAUGUGUCGUUCCUCGCAUACUAUGGCAACUAUUAGGAUACCAUACGCUUGCAAAUUGUAA